Nanorana parkeri is the source of this 3124-nucleotide messenger RNA. Its product is annotated as sodium/calcium exchanger 1-like. The coding region runs from base 305 to 2977 and encodes 890 amino acids. Gene Ontology annotation, biological process: calcium ion import across plasma membrane; cell communication; sodium ion transmembrane transport. NCBI's taxonomy places the organism in Eukaryota, Metazoa, Chordata, Amphibia, Anura, Dicroglossidae. The transcript has 7 exons. Gene Ontology annotation, cellular component: sarcolemma; axon; postsynapse. The record is from RefSeq and is a predicted model, not a curated record. Gene Ontology annotation, molecular function: calcium:sodium antiporter activity.
UCCUCUAUCUCACACAUUCUACCCCCUCCUCUCUCCCUCUCUCUCAUCACAGUGCAGUGUGUAUAUGCUCAUAGCUGCAGUAUACAGGGACACAGAGAUUUUUUUUUUGUGUGUGUGUGCGCAAGAGAGCAUUUCCACAGAUGCACAUAUUCAUUCUUGUUCACAUGCCAGAAGACUUAUGUUUUCACACAUGCAUGUUCUCACACAUGCCAGCUUGCCGUGCAGCUGAACAGGGGAUGCACAACGGUGGAUUCACAAGGUGAUAAAGCACUUCCCUCUACCUCUUUUACCUUCUCUCUCCAUCAUGUCCUUUUUUCUUUUUACCCUGUUGCUCUUACCUUCAGUUACUGUCACCACAUCUCCUCCAAAUUCGUCCACCUGUGGACCAAGUCCUGAACUAAAUGGAGAAUGUACUGAUGGUGUGUUACUUCCUGCCUGGUUGCCACAUCCACCAUCAACAGGUGAUCGAGCAGCACGCGCCAUUGUAUAUUUUGUGGCACUGGUAUACAUGUUCUUGGGAAUGUCCAUAAUAGCUGACCGAUUUAUGGCAUCUAUUGAGGUCAUUACUUCACAAGAGAGGCGAAUCACAUUCAGACACCCAAAUGGGGAGGUGACAGUAACAAGUGUACGCAUAUGGAAUGAAACAGUUUCCAACCUUACCCUAAUGGCAUUAGGUUCCUCAGCUCCAGAGAUUUUACUUUCUAUCAUUGAAGUAGUUGGAAGAGGCUUCGAACCUGGAGACAUGGGACCCAGCACCAUUGUUGGCUCAGCUGCAUUUAACAUGUUUGUUAUAAUUGGACUAUGUGUUAUGGUAGUCCCUGAUGGUGAAACUCGUCGAAUUCGUCACCCACGGGUUUUUGCAGUCACAGCUUUUUGGAGCGUCUUUGCAUAUGUUUGGCUGUUCCUCAUUUUGUCUUGGUCCUCACCGGGAGAGGUGGAGAUAUGGGAAGCACUACUGACAUUUUUGUUCUUCCCAAUAUGUGUCCUACAGGCCUGGAUAGCUGACAGGCGGUUGUUAUUUUACCGUUACUCAGGAAGAAGAGCAGGCAGAGCAAAGUACAGAGCUGGCAAAAGCAGAGGAGUUUUGGUUGGUGCAGAAGAUGCAGUUGCUCAAGAGGAUGCAGGAGAGAUGAGCAUGGCUGGAAAUGAAAGAGCUGUAGAUUUUGAGGAGGAAGAGGAAGAGGAACGGAGAGAUAUGGCCAGAGUGUUUAAAGACAUGCGUCAGCGAUUUCCUGGUAAAGACAUGGAACAACUUAUGGAACUAGCAAAUUACCAGACACUUGUUCAACAACAAAAAAGCAGAGCAUUUUAUAGGAUCCAAGCCACGAGGAUGAUGAUCGGUGCAGGAAAUGUACUAAAGAAGCAUGCAGCAGAUCAGGCAAGGAGAGCAUUGACAGAUGGUGGGACCAGAGAUGACGUGGGUAGGCGAGGUGAAGAAGAUGAUCAGUGGACAGAGGUGGAAUUUGAACACACACAUUACCAGUGUUUUGAAAAUUGCGGAACAGUUAGUGUUUGGGUCUUUUGUAAAAGAGUUAAUGGUGAAGGGGCUGUUCAGGUAGACUAUAGAACUGAAGAUGGUACAGCCAAUGCGGGGUCAGACUAUGAAUUGUUAGAAGGCACACUUGUGUUCCAGGCUGGUGAAACCAGAAAAGAACUGCGUCUGGGCAUUAUUGAUGACGAUGUAUUUGAGGAAGAUGAACAUUUCUAUGUGCAACUGAGCAACCCACGCAGAGCAAGAGGUGUAAAGGAGGGGCAAGGUAGAGUAAGGCUUGGGGCUGGGAAGAGAGCCACAGUGACUAUAUUUGAUGAUGACCAUGCUGGUAUCUUUAGCUUUGACUCAAGUAGCAUGAGAGUAAGUGAGAGUGUGGGUACCAUGAGGGCAAAGGUGGUACGGGGGUCAGGAGCAAGAGGGAAAGUUGUGAUUCCUUACAGGACAAGCGAGGGAACAGCAAAAGCAGGAGAGGACUACCUGGAAGUGGCUGGAAAAGUGGAAUUCCAAAAUGAUGAGACCACGGGAUACAUAGAGAUACAGAUAAUUGAUGAUGAAGAGUAUGAGAAAAACAAGAACUUCCUUAUUGAACUUGGGGAGCCAGAAAUGCAACGAGGAGGGGAGUCUGGAGAAAAAUGGGUGGUGUGCACCAAAAGUGGUGAAGAGAUUGCUGGAAGUCCCAGCUUAGGGGAGCACAGCAAGAUGGAAGUGAUCAUUGAAGAAUCUUAUGAAUUCAAGAACACAGUAGACAAGUUGAUUAAGAAGGCAAAUUUGGCUUUGGUUGUUGGAAGCAGCAGCUGGAGAGAACAGUUUGUCAGUGCAGUCACAGUCAGUGCAGGAGAUGAUGAUGAUGAGGAGAGCAGUGAGGAAGGGCUGCCCAGUUGCUGUGACUACAUCAUGCAUUUCCUGACCGUCUUCUGGAAGGUUCUCUUUGCCUUUGUGCCCCCCACUGAGUACUGGGGGGGCUGGGCCUGCUUUCUGGUCUCCAUCUGCAUCAUUGGGAUCCUCACUGCUGUCACUGGCGACCUGGCUGCACACUUUGGCUGCACUGUUGGGCUGAAAGACUCCGUCACCGCUGUGGUCUUUGUUGCUUUGGGUACAUCUGUGCCAGACACAUUUGCCAGCAAAGUAGCCGCAGUUCAAGAUCCUCAUGCUGAUGCUUCCAUUGGUAACGUGACUGGUAGCAAUGCAGUUAAUGUUUUCUUAGGCUUAGGAGUGGCGUGGAGUAUUGCUUCUAUAUUUUGGGCUGGAAAGGGCAAGAGCUUCCAUGUGCAGCCAGGGAGCCUGGCCUUUUCUGUAACCCUUUUCACAGGGCUCUCUAUUGUUUGCCUCUGUGUUCUACUUUACCGCCGACGUCCACCUGUAGGAGGAGAACUUGGGGGUCCUCGGAUUCCAAAAAUACUGACUAGUAUUUUCUUCUUUAGCCUCUGGUUGGUGUACAUUUUACUUGCAUCGCUAGAGGCAUACUGUCACAUCCCUGGCUUUUAAAGGAUUGUGUGCCUCAAUGCAAUGAGCUACAGCAGUUCUAUACAAUGUGUCUUCCCAGGAUCCUUUGGUCAGUUCCAGUAAAACAUUUUAGCCAUUAGUAUGUGAAAACGAUAUGGACAUUAACAAUAUUAAACAGCCUGGUGCAAA